AUGGAAAAAAAAAUUAAGUUACUUUUCUUUAUUAAAGUUUACAUCUUAAUAUUUUUAAGUUGGAUAGGUUUUUUGUCCAGUAAUAUAAAUAAAUUCGAGAAAUCCACAUAUAAGAAACACAGUAGUAGUAGUAAAUUAAAUAAUGGAACUUACAGAUUGCUUGCAAAAUAUAAAGGGGGUAAGAAUUUAAAUAUUUUAUGUUCAAAAGAAAAGUUACCAAAUAAUGUGGUGGAUGAAGUAAAAAAUAUAUCUAUUAAUGAAAAACGGGAAAUAGGGAUACAGGAACUGUCAAAUAGAAGUUCAGUGAAUAAUAGGGGAAGCUAUAAGCACGAUAAGAAAAACAAAUCUUGCAUGUUAGUGACAAAAAAAUAUUCCCAUUUAGAAAAAAAAAUAUUCAAAGAACUUGAUUUUGAAGAUUUUCUUAAAAACAAUAGGACAAUUAUUGAUAAGACUUACAAAAAAAUAAUACGUAAAAAAUGCGGAUUAAGACUUGCUUUGCCUGUAAUUCUGCUUUUAUUUUUCUCAGUAUCUCCAAUAUUAGAAUAUUAUUGUGGUUAUGGUCCUUUGUUAGGGAUGUUUAAGCUAUUAUAUAUUAUUUUUCCUGGUGGGUGGUAUCUUACUUUACACAAAUUUUUGAAGAAAUCUCCUUUAUUUUUCCUGUUCAAGUCAGCGGAAAUCGAGGUUACGCGGAUUAUAGUGACGAAUAAAGAAAUCUUAGGGGAUUACGUUUAUGUUGAGAGUUUUUUACGUUUUCUAAUGUAUAUAGUACCACUUAUUAUAUUAGGUUUUACUCUUAUAUUAGCUGUUGUUUAUUACCAUAAAAAAGUUAAAAAGUAUCAAAAAAUUAAGUUCAGGAAAGGAUAA
Messenger RNA from Plasmodium malariae, 864 nucleotides. Its product is annotated as fam-l protein. The coding region runs from base 1 to 864 and encodes 287 amino acids. The transcript is spliced from 2 exons. NCBI's taxonomy places the organism in Eukaryota, Apicomplexa, Aconoidasida, Haemosporida, Plasmodiidae. The record is from RefSeq and is a predicted model, not a curated record.